Molecule: messenger RNA, 2172 nt
Organism: Papilio machaon (common yellow swallowtail)
Lineage: Eukaryota; Metazoa; Arthropoda; Insecta; Lepidoptera; Papilionidae
Gene: HDAC1
Product: histone deacetylase HDAC1
Exons: 11
Coding region: 143-1597 (484 amino acids)
Molecular function (GO): histone deacetylase activity
Source: RefSeq, a predicted model, not a curated record
UCAUCGUUUGAUUGCCUCGCGCCCGCCGCUACCGCUAUAAAAGUGAAAUAACAAAAGUUUGUUUAACUUUAGUUAUUGAAUCAUUGUAAUAUAGGAAGUAACAAUAAUUACCAUUGUAUUUUAAAAUUUAAACUCUUUUACAAUGGCUAUGCAACCCCAUAGUAAGAAAAGGGUUUGCUAUUACUACGACAGUGAUAUCGGAAAUUAUUACUAUGGACAGGGACAUCCAAUGAAACCACAUCGUAUACGUAUGACACAUAAUUUAUUGCUCAAUUAUGGGUUAUACAGGAAAAUGGAGAUUUAUCGCCCACACAAAGCUACUGCUGAUGAGAUGACUAAGUUUCACUCGGAUGACUAUAUCCGGUUCCUUCGGUCGAUCAGACCUGACAACAUGAAUGAAUACAACAAACAAAUGCAACGGUUCAAUGUAGGUGAGGAUUGCCCUGUGUUUGAUGGCCUAUAUGAGUUCUGUCAACUGUCAGCAGGAGGAUCUGUGGCCGCUGCUGUAAAAUUAAAUAAACAGGCAUCUGAAAUUUGUAUCAACUGGGGUGGAGGGCUGCAUCAUGCUAAGAAAUCUGAGGCAUCAGGCUUUUGUUAUGUAAAUGACAUUGUCCUUGGUAUACUGGAGCUACUGAAGUAUCAUCAGAGAGUCUUGUACAUUGAUAUAGAUGUGCACCACGGUGAUGGUGUGGAAGAGGCAUUUUACACAACUGACCGUGUCAUGACUGUUUCAUUCCAUAAAUAUGGAGAAUACUUCCCUGGGACAGGUGACUUGCGAGAUAUUGGGGCAGGCAAAGGCAAGUACUAUGCGGUGAACAUCCCGCUCCGUGAUGGCAUGGAUGAUGAGUCCUAUGAAUCAAUCUUUGUGCCGAUCAUCUCAAAGGUUAUGGAGACAUUCCAGCCAAGUGCAGUGGUGCUACAGUGUGGAGCUGAUUCUCUUACAGGUGACAGACUGGGUUGCUUCAACUUGACGGUGCGGGGUCAUGGACGUUGUGUGGAAUUGGUGAAGAGAUUUGGCCUGCCGUUCCUACUUGUUGGUGGUGGAGGGUAUACAAUCCGCAAUGUCUCCCGUUGUUGGACUUAUGAAACAUCAGUAGCGCUUGGAGUUGAAAUAGCAAAUGAGCUGCCGUAUAAUGACUACUUUGAAUACUUUGGUCCGGACUUCAAACUGCAUAUAUCUCCCAGCAACAUGUCCAAUCAGAACACACCUGAAUAUUUGGAAAAAAUAAAGAACAGGCUAUUUGAAAAUCUACGUAUGCUGCCUCAUGCGCCUGGUGUUCAGGUGCAAGCAAUUCCAGAAGAUGCAGUCAAUGAUGAAUCUGAAGAUGAAGAUAAAAUAGACAAAGAUGAAAGGCUACCACAAAGUGAAAAGGACAAGCGUAUAACUGGCGAGGGUGAGUUGUCGGACUCCGAGGACGAGGGUGAGGGAGGGCGUCGUGACAACCGCUCGUACCGCGCACCGCAACGCAAGCGACCGCGCCUCGACAAAGACCUCGCACACCACAAGGACGACGCCAACAAUGAGGAUUCAAAAGAUGAUGUGAAGAAUGUGAGCAAUUUGGAAGAACCAAAGAAGGAAGCGACGCCCAGCGCCUGAUCCGGGCGUUAAGACGCCACAGAGCACAGGACCCGCUGCGUUGUGAUAUCGGCGCCAUAGUGCACGGAGAUUCUCUUAUUGUUUAUGUGACAGUGCAAGUGUUUAGUGCUCUUGUAAGACUGCAGUCGGUUCCCAGAUUAGUCUGUGAUGUGCUCGGUGAGACUAGAAUUGUUCUACUUAUUUGUAUUAAAUUAAGAUAAUGAGUUCCGUAAAAAUGUUUGAUUCUUUACAUAUUUAUUAAAAUUUUCAUACCUAUUAUAGGGUAUGUUGAUAACUUAUUUGUGUAUUUGCAAGAAAAUUAUCAAUGUUAGAUCAUACUUCUUUGAUCUCAAAAUAAUAUUUCAAUAACUGUUUCUGUUAUCAUUAAUAUAUAUUGUCUUUACUAAUAAUGGAGGAAAGCGCACGAAAAGGUGAACCCGCUCUUGCAGUAACAGUUUUAGCUCUACUAUCGUUCUGGGCGAGAUUUCUACGGCGUCCUCAAUUUUUUACGAUGUCUUUUGGGGGGAUUAUGUGAGCGUCGGUGGCUCAGGGGUUUAAGCACUUGACUUGCAAUCUGCAGGUCCUGGGUUCGAAUC